Molecule: messenger RNA, 1507 nt
Organism: Centruroides sculpturatus (bark scorpion)
Lineage: Eukaryota; Metazoa; Arthropoda; Arachnida; Scorpiones; Buthidae
Exons: 8
Coding region: 94-1491 (465 amino acids)
Biological process (GO): signal transduction
Molecular function (GO): GTPase activator activity
Source: RefSeq, a predicted model, not a curated record
UUAAUACAUAUUUUAUAGGUAUUGAUACUGAAAUUAAAUAAAGAAGCACCAUACAAGAGGGACAUAUUCCGUGCUCCUGGACAUCAGGGAAAUAUGAAGAAACUGAUUCAUUUCCUUCAGCAUGGAAGGCUUAUAAAUAUUGAUAAUUUUUCAGUGUAUACUAUUGCUUCAGUAUUGAAGAAAUUUCUUCGAAAAUUGCCUGGUGGUAUCUUUGGUCAAGAAAAUGAGGAAGAAUUAUUCAGUAUAAUAAAUAUAGAAAAUAUAGAUGAGAAACGUGAAAGAAUUCAUCGGUUAAUCACUUCACUUCCAGUUGUUGCUCAACACCUGUUGGUGCUUUUAUUUGGAACAUUCCGUGCCAUUGCUCAGGCAGCAGAUCGUGCUCAAACUGGCAUGUCUUCUGAAGCUUUAGGAGUCAGUGUGGCUCCAAGUUUUUUUCAAUCUUGUGUGAGUGAUGGAAAAGUAGCUAGAAUGGAAGAUGUUAUUAGAUUUAAGAUUGCAACUAGAAUCAUGAAAUUUUUGAUAGAUAAUUUUGGUGUUAGUAAUUUAUUUGGAAGAGAGAAUUAUGAAUAUUAUGCACGGAUUACUGGCCGGAUUUUGAAAGUGGAAGAAGAUUGGAUUUUUGCAUUUCGCUACCCACCGGAUACACUUAUUUCACGUAAAGAGUCUCUACAGGCUGAAAAAUCAUGGUUGCAACAAGAAGCUGAACGCUGGGGACUUAGGUUUAAUUUAGAAGCUAUUUCAAAUCAGGAAGAAUGUCAAAGUACUCCGGCACUAAUUCAUAGCGGUGAUCCCAUGAUUCAGAUUGAGGGACCAGCCCCAAGCAGUAGCCUGACUAAUCUGGGCGAAGCAUAUACUCGACUCAGUGUUUCUCUGGAAGAAAAUGGUAUUUAUCAGAUUUCCUCUCCCUCACUCUCACAUUUAGCAUUGGAUGAAUUGAAAGCUGUUAAUAGAUAUGCAGAAAGCACUAAGUCAUUGACAUUCUUGCCACAAGUUCAUGAACGUCAGGCAGCUAGAAUGCGAACUCGCUCAGAAUGGUUUCUAAAUCCUUCUCUUUGUUCGUCUCUUAUUCCUGCUGUUGAUGCUGAUGAAACUGGUUCUGUAGUUUGUAAGAUUUUAAACUUGGAUGAGAAUAAAUGCCCAUCGGCAUCGUCAAGUGUGUCACUAAAUUCAAACAUCCCCUCAGGAGGAAUUGAAAGAGAACGUCAACUUAUACGUCGGACUUCUAGCAAAGAAAAGAAAUUAGUGAGGAGAUCAUCUAGCAAAAAACAAGAUAAAGAAAAUGGGAACAAUUAUACGAGCAGCAAACAUGGAAGUUCACAUUACGGUUUGCCUUCGUCGAGUGGCAUAUCAUAUGAAGGGAAAUUACAAACCACUGCCAGUCCUAAAAGAGGAACAAGUGGAACCAGUUCUCCCGGGAUCACAGAACAAGACUGCACCGAAGUAGAUGUACAAACUUUUCACGUAACUCUUACAUACAAACCUCGAAUAUAAAUAUUAUUUGGUCAAA